AUGUUAUAUGGUUUCAGGUUAUCGACCACUAAAGGUCCUCUUUUCCUAUGGGAUACUUGUGGGGUAUUCAUUGGUAUAAGUGCUGCUAGGGCAGGCAUUACUGGGGUAGGCAUUACUGGGACAAACAUUACUGGGACAGGAUUAUUGAGACAGUUGUUACUGAUAGAAUUUCACUUGAUAGAGGAUGGCAGGCAUAAUUUCAAAGGUCUAGUUGGGAUUGGAUCCUUCAUUAGUUGGCAUGGGUACUAUUUUCCUAUAGUGACUGGGUCUUUGAGUAGUAUAAGAUUACUGAUGGAUGGCAAAUGCA
This is a messenger RNA of Cetraspora pellucida, 307 nucleotides long. Lineage: Eukaryota; Fungi; Glomeromycota; Glomeromycetes; Diversisporales; Gigasporaceae. The record is from the annotation of a GenBank genome assembly.